AUGGCAUCUGCCAGAACGGCAAUGGCGAUGGGCAUUACAGUGCAGAUUGUACAGAUCCAACACUGCAAGAUCCUAUAUGUCAAAAUCGCUGUGGUUGGAGGUCUCGCCGGCUCACAGAUUACUUAUAACUCAACAAGUGGCCUCUGGGCCUGCUGCUCUUACAAUGGUGGAAAAGCCAAUUGUUCUGAUCCUACCGAUCAGCUUUUUCCCGCGCCUGCUCCAUCCAGUCUUCAAACUGUCCAAUACCUCCCCAAGACUGGUUCCAUUACAUAUAAUAGCUCUGCGACCAGAACAUCUACCUCAAACGCAAAUUCUUCAUCUUCGUCAUCAUCCUCAAAUAUUGGCCCAGGGGCUGCCGCUGGAAUCGGAGUUGGUGUUGGCGUUGGUGUGAUUAUAAUUGCUGCGAUAGUCGCGUUUUUCAUUGCCCAAAAGCGUCGGACGCAAACCUCCAAUAUGGGACUGACUGGUGCAGGAUCCCUUAAUCGGUCUACGCCGCGCGAGUUAGAUAAUAAAGGGAUGGUAUCCGAGAUACAUAGUGGAUGCUAUUUGCCUGAGUUAGCCUCUAAUUCUUAG
Molecule: messenger RNA, 573 nt
Organism: Penicillium odoratum
Lineage: Eukaryota; Fungi; Ascomycota; Eurotiomycetes; Eurotiales; Aspergillaceae
Exons: 2
Coding region: 1-573 (190 amino acids)
Source: RefSeq, a predicted model, not a curated record